UCUCUCUUCUCUCUCCCAUUCUCCCCCUCUCAUUAAAUUUAAUAUAUUUUUUUUAAAAUGCUUCUUGGACAACGUUCCCUUUUGCACAAAUCACAACCUUUUUCUUCUGCUCUCUCUUUAUCUAAUCUAAUUGAAAUUCAAAUAUCUCCUUAAACUCCUUCCAUUUCUUCAACUAUUUCUCUCUUUGUCAUUUACCACCCAUUCUCUAGCUCCUUAUGGGUACUUGUUUGAGCAAGAAGAAUGGGUCCUCUACCUCACCCAACAAGUCAGAUUCUCAGCAUAGGAAUUCUGAGAACAGUGUCACUGUCACCUUGUCCAAACCCACUGAGCCAGAAGUGAGCCUCAAGAACAAGACACUGCAAGAGAAACAACAAGGCUCAGAAUCAGCACCACAAGAUGAAGGUGAAGUGAAGAAAGAGAUACUCAUCAUCAAACACAGGAAGAGCCAUGAUGAAAGGGAAAAAACAGCAACCUCCAAGACCCCAUCACCUUGCAUUGCUCCACAACAAGGUGAUGGGGUUUUCACCAAUGAAGAAACAAUGGUUGUUAAUAAGAUUAUUGCACCAUCCACACCAAGCAUUGGUGUUGUGGGAGUGAGGACUUCAAGCUGCACAAAAGAUGAGGUGGAUGAAAUUCUGAUCCAGUGUGGGAGGCUCAGCAGAAGCUCUUCUCGGAGAAAGUACUCAGGCUCCAAGAGAAGUUUUGAUUUUGACCACUGUGACAAUGACACUACUUCUGCUGAGGAUGACCAAAGAAAGUCCAAGGGCAAUGGCAAUGGCAGGGAGGAGAAUGAUGUGGCGGCGGCUGCUUCAGAGAGCGGCCGCCACCACCAAUCCCCGAGGCGGUCUCAGGGAAGGAGAAGGACUCCAAGUAGGGAAAGAGACCAAUCCAGUGGCAGAGAAAGGAGAGUGAGUAGAUCUCCUGGUAGAAGAUCAUCUGACACCAACACUACAAAUGCAAGCAACAACAACACAAGUUCUAGGCCUGGGAAAAUGGUGUCUGUUCCAGCCACUGUUUCAUCUUUGGUUAUGGAUAAGAGUAACAAUUGUGGUGGAGAAUCUGGCGCCAAGAGGAUCACUGUUAAGAGGAAUGUUGGUGAUGCUGGUUCAAGGGGUACUGCAUCACCACGUGCUCAAUCUCCUGCUAGAGUUAAUGGGAAUGUGGGAAGGGAUAAAGUGUUAAAUGAGAAUCAGCAGCACCAACAACAACCUUCUCUUAGUCGUAAUAACUCUUCAAGGAAAGCAGAACAAUCUCCUUACAGAAGAAUCCCUCAGAGUGAGGUGGAUCAUAAAUCUUCAAGGAAAGCUGAACAAUCUCCUUACAGAAGAAACCCUCAGAGUGAGGUGGAUCAUAACUCUUCAAGGAAAGCUGAACAAUCUCCUUACAGAAGAAACCCUCUCAGUGAGGUUGAUACUAAUAGAAAGGUGCAACAGAACAAGCCAAAGAUUGAAGGAGAAGCCAUUCAGAAACCAAAUGGCAGAGUUGCAUUGGAGAAGGGAAUGAGUGUGGAUUGCAAGACAAAGGAGCAACAUGAGGAAGAGUCUUCAUUGCCUGUUGGUGCUGUUGUGAAGACAACAGUGGUGUCAUCAGGGGUUGACAACCUUAAACCUCAAGGCUUAACAAGAAGCAGAUCUUCUAGAAGAUCUAGAGACUUAGACAUCAGCAAUCCUGAAGCUGUGGUGAAUCCUACAAACUCCUAUGCCUCCCUACUACUUGAGGACAUCCAAAACUUCCAUCAAAAGAACACACAACAACAGCAAUCUUCUAUUUCUCUCCCAGCUUGUCUCAACAAGGCAUGCUCCAUCCUUGAAGCUGUUGCUGAUCUCAACUCCACCACCAGUUCAAAUUUCACUGAGGACAAGAGAAGUCCAUCCACUCAGCAAUCCAUUAGGGAUGAGUACUAUGGGAAGAAAGUGGCAAGUUCCAACAAGGACCCUUUUGUGGAAUCUGAAGUAGCUGUCAGUGAUGAUGUGAUGGAACCAAGCUUGCACAAGUAUGUAACAGUGAAAAGAGGUGGUGGGGUAGUAGACAUGAUGGAGGACCAAGAGUCUUCAGGAAGCAACAGCUUCACUGUGAGUAGCAGUGGCCAACAGCAUCAUUGGGGGAACAACAUUUCCUGUUCUUCAUGGGAACCAAAUUCUGCUGACUCCACAGAUUGCUGGACUUCUUCAAGAUUGAGCUUCAGAGAGGAGGAGGAGGAUCAGAAAACCCCCUUAGAAUUGGGAUGUAGUUUGUCAUCUGAAGCCAAGAAGAAGAAGGGCUUGAACAGCAAAAGGAGAGAGUGUGAUCAUGAGCACAGCAGUGGCAUUGGACGUGGCAGGCUUGGUUCUAACAAAGGGCUUUGACGGUCUUUUGAACAUACGCGUAUCUAGGGCGAAACAACUAUUAUAUGUGUAAAUUACGCAAGAAACCGUCUAAACUUAACCUCUUUAUGUGAAAGGAAACGUUUUACUUGUAAGCAAAAGGUGAUACUUAUGUUGUUGAGACUUCAGACUUUGGAGGGACAAUUCAGCUUUUCGUUCAAGUCAAGGAAAAAAAAAAGAAGAAUAAUGUCAAAUAUUUAGACUAUAAACUAAUUGUACGAUGUUAUUUUGUAAAUGAUUUAUAUG
Molecule: messenger RNA, 2609 nt
Organism: Glycine soja
Lineage: Eukaryota; Viridiplantae; Streptophyta; Magnoliopsida; Fabales; Fabaceae
Product: dentin sialophosphoprotein-like
Exons: 3
Coding region: 216-2345 (709 amino acids)
Source: RefSeq, a predicted model, not a curated record